AUGUCGAUCGUGCACCUCCAGAGCGUCGAGAUCCUCAACGCGGAAGCCAAGUUCCAGGACGCAUACAUCUUCAAGAUCACCUUCGAAUGCAUCUCGCCGUUGCAGGACGAUAUCGAGUGGAAGCUCGUCUACGUCGGUUCGGCAGGAGAUGAGAAGUACGAUCAGGAGUUGGACAAUUGCAUGGUUGGUCCUGUGCCCGUUGGAGUCAACUCGUUUGAGUUCGAAGCAGCUGCACCGUCGCCAAGCAAGAUCCCACCCGAGGAUCUGUUGGGCGUAACAGUCAUCCUCCUCACCGCAUCAUACCGCGAUCAGGAGUUCAUUCGCGUCGGGUACUACGUCAACAAUGCGUACGAGGCAGAGGAGCUGAGGGAAAACCCGCCCGAGAAGGUCGACCUGACACAGGUCAGGAGAGAGGUGCUCGUGUCGAAACCCAGGGUGACUAGGUUCAACAUCAAAUGGGACGACUCGACAGCCGCACCGGCACAGCAGCAGCAGCAGGGAUCGGGAGAGGGCGUCAUGGCUUAG
Kalmanozyma brasiliensis GHG001 is the source of this 525-nucleotide messenger RNA. Its product is annotated as Histone chaperone, ASF1-like protein. The record is from RefSeq and is a predicted model, not a curated record. Gene Ontology annotation, molecular function: histone binding. Gene Ontology annotation, biological process: DNA replication-dependent chromatin assembly. Lineage: Eukaryota; Fungi; Basidiomycota; Ustilaginomycetes; Ustilaginales. The transcript is spliced from 2 exons. Bases 1 to 525 code for a protein of 174 amino acids. Gene Ontology annotation, cellular component: nucleus.